UCUCCCGGCGCUAAGAUGGCGGCCAAGGCCUCGCACUCGCACGUGAAGCUGGAGGCGGAGAUCGAGCGGUGCCGGGCGGAGGGGCACUGGGGGCGGCUCCGCCACCUCGCACAGCAGCUGCUGCCGCCGCGGCCCCCGCGAAAGGCGAAGGCGGCGAGGGGCGCGCAGGACGCGGAGGACCAUGGGAGUUUGCUGCUUGCAGAGGCUCUGCUGGAGGAAUGUUUGAAGGAAAAUUUUGCCAAACUGAAGGACUCCAUUCCACUAUCAGAGAAGAGUGAGCCCAGACUGAGUGAAGCUAAACAGUAUCUGACCAAUAUCUUAAGCAGAGGGAAACUAAGGCCGAAGUAUAUGACAGAAGCUAUGCUGAUCCUAGGAAAGCUUCAUUAUGUGGAGGGAUGCUACAGAGAUGCCAUCAGCAUGUAUGCAAAAGCAGGAAUUGAUGACCUUUCAACCAAAGAGGAACCUCUGUACAUGCUGCGUUUGAUCACUGAAGCCUUUGUUAUUAAAGGUUUGUCACUGGAGCGCUCAACCAACUCAAUUGCCUCACGUGCUCGACUGUGUGAGAGGGAGGAGGAAGUCAUGGCUUGUUUUGAGAGAGCGUGUGUUAUUGCCCAGGUGUACUUGCAGGAGCUUGAGAAGACCUUAAACAACACACAUUCAAGGAUUAUCAAGGGCAGCAAUGUGACUUACUCUGAGUUUGAACUUUCCUACUUUCUGGAAGCAGCUCUACAGAGUGCCUACGUGACUCAGUUAAAAAAAGGAAAUAUUGUGAAAGGAAUGAGAAGUCUGCGAGAAAUACUACGGACUGUAGAAACAAAAGCUACUCAGACCUUCAAAAUGACUGCAGCCAAACAGUUAGCUCAAGUACUUCUCCAUUCCCUCAGUGAAGACUGUUACUGGAGCCCUUUAUCUGAUCCACUUCCUGAGUUCAUGAACAAGGAAUAUCAGUCUUAUGUUAGCAAUCUUCUUUGUCGGAGGCCUGAGCUGUACUCAGAAGAGAAUGUGUACUGCCCUCAAGACAAUGUAGAAGAGGCUCUUCUCCUCCUCCUAAUCAGUGAAUCCAUGGCAAACCGGGACGCAGUGAUCAGCCGAGCCCCAGAGCAGCAGGAUGACCGAGCUGUCAGCCUCCGCGAUGCUUCUGCAGUCUACGACCUCCUCAGCAUCACUCUGGGCAGAAGAGGGCAGUAUGUGAUGCUGUCUGAGUGCUUGGAGAGAGCCAUGAAGUUUGCAUUUGAUGAAUUUCACCUCUGGUACCAGCUUGCCCUGUCCAUGGUAGCUUGUGGAAAGUCGGCAUAUGCUGUGUCAGUGCUCAGAGAGUGUGCUAAACUGCGACCUACAGAUCCCACCGUUCCUCUUCUGGCUGCCAAGGUCUGCAUUGGGUCACUGCACUGGCUGGAAGAAGGAGAACACUUUGCUAAAAUGGUGAUAGAGCUGGGUGAGGCUGCUGGAGAGUCCCUAGCAAAGGGUUACCUGGCGCUGGGCCUGACCUACAGCCUUCAAGCUACUGAUGCUACUCUGAAGAGCACUCAGGAUGAAUUAAACAAGAAAGCACUUCAGACUUUGGAGAGAGCACAUGACCUGGCCCCCGAAGAUCACCAGAUCAUCCUCUACCUGUCACUGCAGCUGGCUCUUGUCAGACAGAUUUCAGAUGCUAUAGACCAUCUUCAAGAAGCCCUGCAACUGUGCAAAGAUGACAUGAAUUCGCUUCAUCUACUGGCCCUCCUCUUUUCAGCUCAGAAGCACUAUCAGCAUGCACUGGAUGUUAUCAACAUGGCUGUUGUUGAAUACCCAGAAAGCUUUAGCUUACUCUUCACCAAAGUAAAACUGGAAUGGAUACAUAAAGGACCUGAAGAGGCUCUGGUGACAUGCAGACAUAUGUUGCAGAUGUGGCAGAUGGUAUACAGUGUUUUACAGCACAGCGGCUCUGAGAAAGGAAGUAGCGUGACCGAAACGCCAGUAAUCAAAAAGCAUAAUGGACUGCAUCUCACUCUCCCAGAUGCUCAUGACACUGAUUCUGGAUCACAACGAGCCUCUUCCCUUGCUGCAUCAAGACUGGAACAGGCCAUGUCUGAAAUAACUAUGCAGAGCAGCACAAUGAAGCAGGGACCUGUGAAGCUCUGGACAACUCUUGAACAAAUUUGGCUACAAGCUGCUGAACUCUUCCUGGAACAGCAGCAUCUCAAAGAAGCAGGCUUUUGUACCCAGGAGGCAGCUAGUCUUUUCCCCACAUCUCAUGCUGUACUGUACAUGCGUGGGAGGCUUGCAGAGAUGAAAGGCAAUUUGGAGGAGGCUAAGCAAUUGUAUGAUGAAGCUCUCACCGUGAAUCCAGCUGGAGUGGAAAUUAUGCACAGCCUGGGCCUGGUGCUGAGCCGACUUGGGCGGAGGGAGCUGGCCCAGAAAGUCCUCAGAGAUGCCAUCCGGAUCCAGACCACCAGCCACACUGCCUGGAACAGCCUUGGAGAGGUCUUGCAGGCUCAGGGGAAAAACGAAGCAGCCAUCGAAUGUUUCCUUACUGCCCUGGACCUUGAAUCCAGCAGUCCUGUCAUUCCAUUCACCGUCAUACCCAGGGAGCUCUGAAGCUGCUCCCUGCAGCUAAGCACUUGCAUUGCCUGGACAGACACCAAAACCAAGCAGAUAAACAAAGAAAAAGCCCAAGAAAAAGUGCCAUUGUAACCUGGAACUGGGCUAAGUAAUUCCAGGACGGCACUCAGGUCUACAGGCUUAGCUUACACAAGCCAAACUGAAGAAGAAUUUGCGACAGGCAGGAACAGAGAAUGCCUUUUUCUUCCCAGGUGCCUGGCUAACCUCCUGUUCAAGUUAAUAGCAAGGCUUAUUUCAAAGUGCUGGUUCAAGGUGACUGUAGAAAGAUUGUGCUAGGGUACAGCUGUUCAAAGCACUUGCACCUUUCAGUGUUGGUUGAAAAUAGAACCCCCAAGCCCUGAACUGUAGCCCAGAAAUGCUCUAAAUAGGAGUAAAUUCACCAACUAACUUGAGCAAGUUGUGUUUAAGUAUGUGGCUGUCUCCCCACAGAUCUGACAGGACAAGAAUGACACUUGCACCAAAUAGACAUACAAUAUAUGCUGUUUACAAAAUUAUUUCAUCUAUUUUGAUAAUCCUUUUUCCUGCCUUGCUUUUAUAUACUGUAUAUGCUCACUGUAUUUAGUGUAGUACUUGCCUAGAUCAAUUUAAAAUUAAAUUUUAGUUUUAAAUUAAAAAUACUUUUUUAAAAAUAUAGCUGCUAUUGCAGUAUAACUCACAAAAGCAGUAAGACCAAAGACCAGAUCAGUUCACACUUGAACUAGUAUUAAAAACACAUAAAUAUCUCCCCUUACAUAUUUAUUGAAAGGCCUUACAUGAAGUAACUAAUUAUAAGCUCUGAGCUUCAUUCUUAUUAAUCACCUAUUGCAUCAGUUUAGCGAGGAAUAUAGUGUUUACCAGUAUAUAGUGACUGAACUCUGUGCUCUACCACGUUACCAUUCCUGGCACAAACCAUUUUCAUGUCCAUCUUUUGAUGAUGCAAAAGAAGGCAGCGGUCUUUUAAGAGAAAGCGUGCUGAAGGCAGUAUGUGUGUAUAUGGACUGCUUCUUCCUUCAAACUAAAUCCUUGGAUUGUCCAUAGAAAUUCCACAGUAGAGGUACGGAGUUGAGCCUUCAAUGGCAUCAUUUUGCAUCUCCUAUCAGGUGUAAUAGUGAGGAGCUUCUGAUCCACACAGCCUCCCCAUGGCUGGCAUGGCCAGGGAGGGGACACAGCUGGCACAGCCCCUGCUGAGCUGCUCCUUAGCUCUGUGUGACCUCCCCAGGGCCUUGGCAGUGAGGUGGAGCUGGACUGUGUUGUCGCAUGAGAGCCAGCCCUGACCAGACCAGUCCCAAGAUAAAUAUGAUGCAACAAUUUGCUGCACUUUUCUACAAAGAAUAAAAAGAGGUUGGGGCUUUGCGCCCAUUUUUGUCCAAAGA
Messenger RNA from Serinus canaria (Common canary), 3953 nucleotides. RefSeq names its product tetratricopeptide repeat domain 7A (gene TTC7A). Gene Ontology annotation, biological process: phosphatidylinositol phosphate biosynthetic process; protein localization to plasma membrane. Gene Ontology annotation, molecular function: protein binding. Bases 16 to 2577 code for a protein of 853 amino acids. Gene Ontology annotation, cellular component: plasma membrane. The record is from RefSeq and is a predicted model, not a curated record. NCBI's taxonomy places the organism in Eukaryota, Metazoa, Chordata, Aves, Passeriformes, Fringillidae. The transcript is spliced from 20 exons.